Aspergillus fijiensis CBS 313.89 is the source of this 777-nucleotide messenger RNA. RefSeq lists its product as uncharacterized. The transcript is spliced from 2 exons. Bases 1 to 777 code for a protein of 258 amino acids. Lineage: Eukaryota; Fungi; Ascomycota; Eurotiomycetes; Eurotiales; Aspergillaceae. The record is from RefSeq and is a predicted model, not a curated record.
AUGGAAAAGCAUCUCAAGCUGUGGUCAACAACCAAGGCCCUGGUGCUAGCCAGACUUUUCUUUUGGAAGCACGGCCGGACGCUUCAGAAGAGCUUUCGCGGGCUGGUGCGAGGGCUUCUGCAUUCUAUUCUGUCUCGAUGGCUUGAGCCCAUACCUCUGCUGUUUCCCAGACAAUGGCAGGCUGCUUUGAGCGGGUUACGACCAGUAACCGAUGAUGAUCAUGAGGUGUUUGACGCAUUUCGCAAGUUGAGAGAAACGGACAACGAGUUUGAAGGGGACCGUGCCCAUAUGGUUGAGUCCCUGAAAGAUUGGAUCUCUUGCAGGUCAGCCGAUGUCAAGAUUUGUGUCGGCAGUCGAGAGGACAUUGACUUGCAGGAGGCCUUCAAAGCCGGCCCGAUGCUGCGGCUGCACGAAGUAAUUCACGAGGAUAUUCUAAGCUUUGUCCAGCACCGUUUGAGCUCGAGCGAGCUCUAUCCCAAGAUGGGGACAUCAGAUCAAAGGAAGCUCCUUGAGACGGAGAUUGCAUACAAAUCUGAGGGUGUUUUCCUCUGGGUCAAACUCACCGUCCAGAGAGUUGAGCACAGCAUUCUGAGUGGUGACGCCCUAGAAGAUCUGAGAAAGCGCCUUGGCUCGCUCCCCAACGAGUUGGAAGAUCUGUUUAGGACCAUAUCUGUCGCCAUCGAUCGGGAUGAGCCAAACUUAGCAUAUGUAACAAUCCUGAUGGCUCUCUAUUGCCCGGAGGAUUGGCCACUAUUUCGCUUUUCAUUUCUACCGUAG